Styela clava is the source of this 1894-nucleotide messenger RNA. The record is from RefSeq and is a predicted model, not a curated record. NCBI's taxonomy places the organism in Eukaryota, Metazoa, Chordata, Ascidiacea, Stolidobranchia, Styelidae.
CUCUAAGACCAACGUUCGAUUCCGCUAUACAAACCAGUUUGGUAGUACUGAAAAGAGAUAGAAUGAAUCAAACAGACAAGAUACAAAUGGACGACACAGAGACAGAGACGGACAAAGCCGUCACAAGAGGCAGGCAUGCACAGACAGACCAUUAUACACAACAUAUGGACACUCAAACAAUGCCCGGCAUAAGUAUACGUGAGCCAUACAUGGGAUUACCAAUUACUGACAUAUACGUGCAAACUGAUGAAAAGAGAUCUUACGACAACGACACCCAGACAAAUAUACUACAACAAACCAACACCCUUACACAGACAUUGGUAAAAGUUUACCAAGAAAAUGAAUUUCAAACCGAACAACUAGAGACAGUUACUACCCCCUCCCAAACUGAAAUCGCAUGUUCAAACUCAGAGCCAGUAAUUGAGGAAGGAUUCAGAACUCUCGCUCAGAACAGUCAACAAGGAGGCGAUUCUGCACUUGCUUUGAUGGGCAUGUUCAAAAAAGAAUCAAAAAUUGAAAAUGCUGAACAGAUUGACAACGAAAACUUGGUUCUGGUGAAAAUAGCGUGGAAAUUUAUUUGGCAAAGAAUCGCACUGAAGAUAUGCGGGAGUCAUGCAGCCAGUAAAAAUAAAAUUACAGCAGCGUUUGCAAAUACUCUCAUCGUACUAUUAGCUAAUGACUUGCAAAGCGGCAGCAUUGAAGAACAAUUUAGUCGGUUUUCAUCGCGUUGCGAUGAAGUCAUCCAAACUGGAGAUCUAUUUCGAACUGCUAAGAAGUACGUACAUGCUAUCACAGCAUACUACGCCGCUGUUAAACUACAUCAAUAUAAAGACAACGGGGUUCAAUCGUUGCGUGGGAUUAGUGUCUGUGUUCGACAAAUAUCAAUUGUUGUUCAAUCCCUUGCAAAUCAGGAACAAAAUAUCGAGAUUAUCAAAGAUCACGUGAUACCGCUCAUGCAUGAAAUAAUGAAGUUUCAACAAUCAAUCCAAUGUCCGAAUCGUGAAACAAAAGUGAUGGCAGAGGCUAAGUGCUGGUGUAAUAUCGGUCUUUGCUACUGCAAUUGCGGUGAAUAUAGCAAAUUUUCACAAAGUAACCAAACUGCAAUCGAACUCAUAAAAACUGAAUUUGGACUGAAUUUGCAAACUUAUAAAGUAUAUGCAUGCAGCAUGAAUAAUGCUGGGGUUGCUCAUAAGAAAAUGGGGAAUAAAAGGAAGGCUGUUGAAUUAUUCAAACUGGCCUUGGAAGCCUAUUCUAAGGUGCAGGACUGGGAUGACGAAGAAGAAAAAAAUCGUAAAAUCGAACUCACAAGGGCAAAUUUAGAACGUAUCGAAUCAGACUCUAACUCGGAUUAAGUUGAUUAAAAUCCUGAUAUCAAAGCGUCACCUAAAAGCGAUCGACGAGGUUAAUAAAAUUGUAUGUGGUACCAUAUUUAAACAGACAUGUUCUUCUUAUUUUUGUGAGAAAAUAAACAUUUCUGAAUUUCAGAAACAAGUCGUAAAAUUGAAUUUUCCAAGCUCAAUUUAGGGAUGGAAUAGGAAAGAAGUGUAAUUAGGUAAAUUAAAACCGAUCCCGAGAAAUUCUUUGUAUCGGAUGACUGGCACCACCAACCGGUUUGUUUUUACUUUGUCAAUAUGAUGUUCGUAUCUUGCUAUUCUUUAUUUCUGUUUGAAAUAUGUAAUUUCGUAAAACGUAGUGACUCGAACUGGUCACUGGUAUCUAACGAGAAAAAGCUGCUAUUUUUGGAUGAAUAUUUUCUGUUUGACAUUGCUGGAGAUGAACAUUUGUUCUAAACUUGAGAUGUGCAACCUUCGGUACAACCGUAGUAUGUGUACCAGGUUAGGGUUGGGCCAUAAUUUCAGGCCGAAAUACUACGGGAGUCACUUGGCUAGUCUCC